AUGGAGUUUGAUACUAUGAUCGUUGGGCCCUCGAUUCUAAAAGAGGUAUUUGGACCGCCACCUCCGAUGCCUAUGGUAGUAAAGGGCCUCCGACUACUCACUGACACAAAGUGGCCGAAGACAAAGAGCCGCCGUCCCCGAGUCUAUAUCAGAACACUCUGCGCCGCCACAGUCUCAGAAUAUGACUCCGACGAACAAUGGAUUUUCGAGAACAGGACGACUGUUCAGGUUUCAAGUCUCGAGGACCAAUGA
Molecule: messenger RNA, 252 nt
Organism: Pseudogymnoascus verrucosus
Lineage: Eukaryota; Fungi; Ascomycota; Leotiomycetes; Thelebolales; Thelebolaceae
Exons: 2
Coding region: 1-252 (83 amino acids)
Source: RefSeq, a predicted model, not a curated record